Messenger RNA from Diospyros lotus (date-plum), 2163 nucleotides. RefSeq lists its product as uncharacterized. Bases 924 to 1910 code for a protein of 328 amino acids. Lineage: Eukaryota; Viridiplantae; Streptophyta; Magnoliopsida; Ericales; Ebenaceae. The record is from RefSeq and is a predicted model, not a curated record. The transcript has 3 exons.
GGUAAGCCCAGAAAGCUCUCGCUCGUGACCGUAAGAACGCUUUGCCUUCUCUUCGUCUCAAGCUCAACGCCUCUACAAACCCUAGAAUCCGUUCGAUCACCUCUCUCGGCCGUUCUCCAGUUACACUGCUUCUACGAUCCUCGAUCUCCUUCUCCGUUUUCCCUGGAAAACAUUACCGGAGACAAUCGAUCCUGCCUUCGCUUCGUCGCAAUCCCAUCGCUGCUUCUCAAUCCGUGUCUUAUCGAUAUCUCAACUGUGUCGCAUACCUGCUUCUGUUCAGCAGUGCAAUCUGUCUGCAAUCUCUGCCGUUGCUGCUGUUUUGACGAGGAAAUCCGUCGUAGACUCAUCUUCUCGGAGAAAAUUCGUCCUCCCCGUUGUCGUAGUCGGUUGGAUCCGAAUUGAGUCCUAGAUUGAGUGCGGUUUGUAUUCAGUUGAUAUCAAUCUGCGUUCUUGCCCUUGUUUUCCCGAGAAAAUCCGUGGUAAGCUCAUUUUCCUCGUCAAAAUCGAACCUUCUCUACGUUCGCAAUCUGAUAUAAAAGCCUGUUGUUCACUGAUUCCUAAUUUUCUGUUAGAUUGAGUUCAGUCUCUUUAUCAAUCUGAGCUGGUGUCCAAAUUUUUGGAAAAAUCCGUAUUAGGCAUAUUUUCCCGAGCAAAUUAGCCCUAGCUAUCGUCGAGUCGAAUCUUACUUUUUCUCGUCAACUCAAGUCAACCUCUUCUCCUAGCUUCCUAUCUCUUUCUUCUCUUCAAUUUUUGAGUGAGUCAAGCUUCGAUCUUCUCACUUUUCUCAAUCUUCAUCUAAUUCGCUGUAAUUAUCAAAGAACGGUUAUAAAUUUCGACCUACAGAUAGGUGUACAAAGUGUUUUUACUACUGGAACAAUCUUUUGUUUGCUUGAAGUAACGGUGGCGCUGAGAUUAACUUGAGAAUGGUGGGAGGUGGAAACCGAAAGGACGAGUCAUUGGUGUUGAACAGUACUAACGUGUUUGCGGCUCUGGGAACUCUGAGAAAGAAGAAGAAGUCUGACAAAGAGAAAGGCUCAUCGAAGGGCAAAAGCUCUUCCAAGAAAAAACAAGAGGAGGAGGAGCCUCAUCCGCAGGUGUUUUGGACUCCAACGCCAUUGACGGUGAAAUCAUGGGCUGAUGUUGACGAUGAGGAUGAUGAUGAUUACUACGCCACUGCAGCUCCGCCUCAAGCCGUUUGGGGUGGUUCAGCUGAUAUGUCAGCUCCUGCCAAGGAGAGCUCCACACCGGUUGAGGAAAGUGAAAGUGAUGAUGAAGGACUAGAUGAAGUUGAUGAUGAUAACGAGGAAGAACAUGAUAAUGAACCUGAAGUGCCAGUAGAAAAAGAGCCAAUUGUGAAGAAACUUGCUGAAGUUUCUUUGGUGCAUAAAGAUCCAGAAAGGCAGCUUUCCAAGAAGGAACUGAAGAAGAAAGAGCUUGCAGAACUUGAUGCUGUCCUUGCUGAACUGGGAUAUGCAAAGUCUGAGGGCAGUGUCCAAGAUGACUCACGUGGUGAUGCCCAAGAGAAGAAGCUAGAUAAUCCUAGUGGAGAGUUGGAGAAGAAGGAAAAUGCUCCUCCUGGGGAGGGAAAAAGUUCAAAAAAGAAGAAAAAGAAGGAUAAAGCUUCAAAGGAGGCUAAAGAACAGCAACAGGACAAGGCUGAUGGCAGUGAAGGCGCAAAUGGGGGAACUGAUGAAGCUGCUGCGGGGACUGAGAAGAGUGAAGAUGCAGCACCUGUUGUUGAUGUGAAAGAGAAGAUUAAGAAAGUUACAUCCAUGAAGAAGAAGAAAUCAAGCAAGGAGAUGGAUGCUGCUGCAAAAGCUGCGUCUCUUGAGGCUGCUGCAAGGAGUGCAAAGCUUGCUGCUGCAAAGAAAAAGGAGAAGAAUCACUACAACCAGCACCCCGUGCGAUAAAGGAUAUGUUUCUUAGUUCUCAAUGUUUCAAGGGCAUAUGUACCCUUUGCCUUUGGGUCAACAAUUUGUUUAAUGCAAAAUAAAACAUCAUCAGUGUCUUGGGUUCAAAUGAGAUAUGGACUUUAACAGGGAGUAUCUUUUUGUUCUACCUGGUUGGAUGGUUGGAGAAACAAUGAAAGUUCUGGAUACAUCUAAAAAGAUAUGUUUUUUUAUUUUAUUUUAAUGUUUCUUCAUUACUUUUUUCUGCUGGACA